UUUGUCCAUUUAUAUUUUUUUAAUAAUUGGCGUUUUGUUUUUUUUUCUAAGGGGACGUUUCAGUCUCACCCCAACUUAUGGAUUAUUUUCCGUGCCGGUUUAUAUGUAUUUCUCCUUUCACCUCCUAUUCGUUGUUCAUUAAAUUUAGCUUAUCACUUUUUUAGUGUAAUGUCGUCAAUGCCACAAUUAUCCAACGAUGUUUUACAAAUUAUAUCUGAAAAGCUACUCUUUAAAAAACCACUCGAUGAAGAAAUGUAUCGAAAAGAUCGACGACCAGACUCGAAGCAAAUGGAUUUGCGUUUAUUGACUGGUUAUACACUUUUCAUGUAUCACAGUGCAAAAAACAUGCAGGCUUUUCUUUCCAAUUUUACCAAGAUAAAGGUGCUUGAAUUUUUUACUUGUGGCGAAUUUAGAAUUGAUCUUUAUAAAGACAAAGUUUUGCCAUGGGAUGUCAAGAAAAAGAAUAAUAAUUUUACUGGACCAUACUCUGUUUCUAAGCAAUUGUUUUUGGAUCUUCACCGUGCUGGCUUUCUACGUAUUUCAAACAUUCAAAUAAAUGAGUGUUUAUAUGACUUUCCCGAUGAAACAUUUGAAUGUUUGGUAAAUAUGAAAGCUGUACAUACUCCAUCCACUUCAAGCUUAAUAAAAAUCUCAAAUUUGGAAGUUUCUGAGUAUGCAGUGACUUUUCAAAAGCACCUAACUACUUUACUUUCUAUUAACGCGGAGAAUAUUGAAUUUGACAUUCGAAAAAAUCUUAUUUUUGUAUGCAGUUCGUCCAAUGAACCUCCAAUUGUUAAUGAGCGUACAAAGAAGAUUGUAACAAUGUGUAGGCUUGAGAUGGAAUCGAUGAACAAUUUUCUCUACCAUUUCAAAAAUUAUAAAGAUUUUCUGCUUCUCUGCUGCCCAAAUCUUGAAUAUAUGGAAUUUGAGUUCACUAACUACAUUAACUUUUACCUAGAAGAAGUGGAAAAUUCUUCUAACGACUACCUUACUAAAUUGGAGGUCAUUAUUGUUCCAAUUAUAGAAGAUCUCAAACUCCUGCAUCGUGGUAGUGAACAUUUGAAGAUACGAAUUGAAUUUACUGCAAAAUUUUCAAUUAGAGAGGAAUUCGAGUCGAUUUCGAAUGAACACACAAUUUUCACAUUGGGAGAUGAAUUUGUUAUUGAUAAAUUAUCUGACGAGUAUUCUUCAUACAUUGCGCGCAAUAUAAAAUUUAGUGAUUCAAUUGGGAGACAGCAUGAGUGUUUAUUUCAAAUUUUCUGUGAAAAUCCAUAUUAUAAUUGUAAGUUUUAUAAAAAGUACAUUUUUUGCUAAUAGUUUGGUUUAGGUAUAAAAAGAAA
Meloidogyne enterolobii is the source of this 1340-nucleotide messenger RNA. The record is from the annotation of a GenBank genome assembly. Lineage: Eukaryota; Metazoa; Nematoda; Chromadorea; Rhabditida; Meloidogynidae.